Molecule: messenger RNA, 923 nt
Organism: Ooceraea biroi (clonal raider ant)
Lineage: Eukaryota; Metazoa; Arthropoda; Insecta; Hymenoptera; Formicidae
Source: RefSeq, a predicted model, not a curated record
AUGGCCGUCGGCGGCGGAAUCAGCAUUGUCUGCCUGGUAACACGCGUUUGCCUGGCAAGUGCGAUACUGACGGCCAAGGUAUCUCUGGAUCCGACGAACCUCUCACGCCCAUGGCACAGUUAUCCGUCGACUUUGAGCGCGCCGAGACAUCCAAAUCAUCAAUAUGACAAUCACGCGACGGACAGCAACGUAAGGGAGCUGUCGCCCAAACGUUUACAGGCCGAACGUCCAGCGAGACUUCUGUCCGCGUCGGUCGUGGAUAUCAACGAGCAAACGUUGCAGAGAGGUCCUCAGAGGUUCCCCGUGGAAAUUCACCCGGACGACGUUUGGCUCUCAGCGAAAAUGCCGAACGUAUCGCCGUCACCGCCACCGCUGACAACGACGACGACAACGACGACGACGACGACGUUGUCAGGACCACGAAGUAUCCGAGGAUAUCAGCGCUACGUACCUCGGUAUCAGGAUAUCAAAGUGUUCGACGGGUACCUGACGGCCGAUCUGGAUGCCGGCAAAUCCCCGUAUCGUGGGAAAGCCGAGUCAUAUUACCGUCAUGGGCCGCAAGACAUAACGGCGGUCAUCAGAGCCCUCGAUCGCUUCCUAAGUCGCACUCUAAACAACGACGGCUACAACAGCGAGCUACAUCCACCCCCGAAUCCUAUUUUAGCCCUCGUGCUGUCCCGAUACGGGCGCUACGUGCCCGGAAAGCGAUAUCCCCGUGUAUACGCGUACAUGGCGGUGAACAAUAUUCACAAUAGUCAACCGUUCGGCAAGUACAAAUACGAAUGCGACGAGGAACCGAUUUACGCGGCGAGAUAGCGACCGUUUCGAGUACCACCAAUUUACGAUGCAAAAUAUGAGCAAUGUAUGAGCUAAACGUAUAGGAUAAAUCAAAUGAUAACAGAGAUAUCAAUAAAAGUUUUCAA